AUGGAGUUGGAUUGGAUGAGAAGAGUGAGAGUUAUCAAAGAUGUGGCUCAUGCUCUAUCUUACAUGCACCAUGACUGUAUUCCAUCCAUAUUUCACAGAGACAUAUCCAGCAAGAACAUACUCUUGGAUUUUGAUUUCAAGGCUUGUGUCUUAGAUUUUGGUGCUGAUAGACUCCUGAAACCUGAUUCCUCUAAUUGGACUUCUCUUACCGGAACUCAUUGUUAUUUUUGGAGUGAUGGCACUAGAAGUGAUGGUGAGAAAUCAUCUAAUGGAACUCUUGUCUUCAUUACUGUCAUCAACCGAGCAAAGCAUGCUGGUGAAGGAUAUCAAACCAUCUUUGAAACCCAACCAUCAGUGUCUGCACAUAAGGCAGGAGUUGAUGCUACUUCAAUUGAUGUUUAUAAUGUGGAUGAACAUCUUGCUCAGUUAUCUCCAAGUUCUUCUAUUCGUGAUGGUGGUGAGAAGACGUCCUCUCUAGCUAAUAAAGCAAAGGAACUGAAUACUGAUCUCUGUCAUGCAAUCCCUGCAUCAAAAAAAUAG
This is a messenger RNA of Dioscorea cayenensis subsp. rotundata (Guinea yam), 540 nucleotides long. Its product is annotated as putative proline-rich receptor-like protein kinase PERK11. NCBI's taxonomy places the organism in Eukaryota, Viridiplantae, Streptophyta, Magnoliopsida, Dioscoreales, Dioscoreaceae. Gene Ontology annotation, molecular function: protein kinase activity; ATP binding. The record is from RefSeq and is a predicted model, not a curated record. The transcript has 4 exons. The coding region runs from base 1 to 540 and encodes 179 amino acids. Gene Ontology annotation, biological process: protein phosphorylation.